AUGCGUUUCGACAUCUUCACCCAAGUUACCAUUGUUGGCCUCGCCUCUCUCGCUCUUGCUGCAGAACAACAGCCGGAGUUUGACACUCGAGACUCUGCCUCCUUCGGUCGUCACCAACGUGAUCUCGAGGAGGCUGAUCUCGAGCCUCGUUUCUUCAUUCAACAAAACCAUGGGAAGCAUGGCAAAGGUAGUAAAGGAAAGCGUGAUCUCGAGGCGGUUGAUCUCGAGCCUCGUUUCUUCAUUCAACAAAACCAUGGGAAGCAUGGCAAAGGUAGUAAAGGGAAGCGUGAUCUCGAGGAGACUGAUCUUGCUCCUCGUCUCUUUAUUCAACAAAACCAUGGGAAGCAUGGCGGCAGAGGUGGUAAAGGAAAGCGUGAUCUCGAGCCUCGUCUCUUUAAAAACAAGGUCAAGAAAAUCGGACACCAUGUUAAGAAUAUCGGACACCAUAUUAAGAAAGGUGGUAAAGGAAAGCGUGAUCUCGAGACCCGCCUCUUCAAACACCAUGUUAAGAAUAUCGGCAAAGGUGGCAGGGGGAAGCGUGAUCUCACGACUGAGUAG
This is a messenger RNA of Clonostachys rhizophaga, 558 nucleotides long. NCBI's taxonomy places the organism in Eukaryota, Fungi, Ascomycota, Sordariomycetes, Hypocreales, Bionectriaceae. The record is from the annotation of a GenBank genome assembly.